Molecule: messenger RNA, 9378 nt
Organism: Tachysurus vachellii
Lineage: Eukaryota; Metazoa; Chordata; Actinopteri; Siluriformes; Bagridae
Gene: gfra2b
Product: GDNF family receptor alpha 2b
Exons: 9
Coding region: 557-1972 (471 amino acids)
Biological process (GO): nervous system development
Cellular component (GO): external side of plasma membrane; signaling receptor complex
Molecular function (GO): signaling receptor activity
Source: RefSeq, a predicted model, not a curated record
GACACAGCAGAAGAGAAGAGAAAUUACACUGCCUGGGAAAACAGCGUCUGAUUUACUAACACACUGAGCUUUUAUUAUUAUUAUUAUUAUUAUUAUUAUUAUUAUUAUUAUUAUUAUUAUUCAGUGAGUGCAGAUGCGCAGUGAUGAGGAAUUUAGUCUGAAUUAGUCUCAGAAGUUGUGACGUGACGUUCUGGGAUAAAAAUGGCACAAAGAAAAGUUUAAACGGGAAAAAUCCGAGGUUUUGUGGUCGUAUGGACGGGAAAUCAGCAUCGGAUCUUUACCCCAGGAUGUUGUGCUGGACUCCGACAUCUCCUCCUAAAUAAAGCUACACAACUCUCCUUCUUUUUACACUGGAUGUCAAGUGGAGCUACAGGAUUUUUAUAUGUGAAAUAGUUCAAUAAAGAGCGAUUAGGGAUGGAAACGUCUCGUUUCUCAUUUUAAAGAAACAACAACAACAACAACAACAACAACAACCAAACAAACAAGAAAAAAAAAAAGGAAAAAAUAAAAAUACAAAUAAAAAUAGUGGAUCACCGCAGGUUCAUUCGGAUUUAUCAUGAUUUUAUUAAAUAUUCUGGCACUCCUGUUUUUAGCAGAUGAGCUGGCUGCUUUCGAGAACGGCGAAUGGACAGCCCCCAUGGACUGUUUAAGGGCGAGCGAGAUGUGUAACCAGAACGCGCAGUGCAGCUCGCGUUUCCGUAUCAUGCGACAGUGCCUGGUGGGCCGAGACCGUAGCGCCAUGCUGGAGAACAAAGAGUGCCAGGUGGCACUGGAGGUCCUGCAAGACAGCCCACUGCACCACUGCCAUUGCAAGAGGGGCAUGAAGAAGGAGCUGCAGUGCCUGCAGAGCUACUGGACCAUCCACAUGAGCCUCAACGAAGGAGAAGAACUUUACGAGACAUCCCCCUACGAGCCGAUGCAUUUCUCUGAUGAAUUCCGACUUGCUUCUAUUAUUUCAGCUAUGGACUCGGCCUCCUCUAAGGGCACUGUGUGUCCCGAGUCUACAAAUUCGUGUAAUCCGUGUCUGGAUGCUGCGAAGGCGUGUAACCUGAACACGGUGUGUAAGCGUCAGCGCUCGGCCUACGUCAGCGCGUGUAGCCGCUCUACCCCCAUCGCCCUUUCGUCCGAGCCGUGCAGCCGCAAACGCUGCCAUCGGGCACUGCGCCAGUUCUUUGAGCGCGUGCAGAAUGAUCUCAGCUACCCACUGCUCUUCUGCUCGUGCCGGGACAAAGCGUGUGCCGAGCGACGACGCCAGACCAUCGUACCUACAUGCUCUUUUGAGGAAAAAGCGAAACCAAACUGCCUCGAGCUCCGGAGGAUCUGUCGAUCAGAUGCACUGUGCAGGUCCAGACUGGCAGACUUCCACAUGAACUGCCAGACGACUCCGCACUCGAUAACAAGCUGUCCUAAUGACAACUACCACGGCUGUCUCGUGUCCUACGUCGGGCUUAUAGGAUCGGAUGUGACCCCAAACUACGUGGAUGCCAACCAUGCCAACAUCACCAUAUCGCCGUGGUGCAGUUGCCGUGGCAGCGGUAACCAGGAGGCAGAAUGUGAAGCUUUUCUGCGUGACUUCAGAGAGAACGCAUGUCUAAGAAAUGCAAUUCAGGCGUUUGGUUACGGCGCAGAUGCCGGUUUCCUUCCAUUCACCGAAUCCCAUUCUGUCGGCCCGUCUGAGAGACCCAACCUCCAUCCUGCCAUUAUCACCAAACCCGACAUCAUCACUAACGACGUCAAACCGGUCGAGAGCGCGUGUGUUUUCUCCACAUGCGCUAAUCUCAAGGACGGUGAUGAGAAGUGUUCUCCCUCCAGCAGUUUUGAAUGUGCAGAUGAGAACAUUCUGGACUCCGAGAUGGACGGCUCCAUCGACUCCCACCAAUCCGAGAACGACAGACACUCGUCUGCGUAUGUGUCUAGUGUCUCCACGGCAACCAUCGUCCUGUCCAUCGUACUUGUCAUUCAGGUCGUGUAAAUAAAUCUGUGUCCACGAGGGCCAAAACAAUCAAAUGGACACCUCCGGUCCAAACCCUGACAUUGAUCUCUGUCAUUCUCUCUCUCUGUCUCUCUAUCUCUAGCUCUUUCUGUGUCUCACAUGCCAUUUUUAACAAUUUUGCUCAAAAUGAAGAGACUGCAGAAGUGUAGUCCUACAGCACGGGAAGCAUCUACGUGACUUUUAGCUUAGCAAUGUGGGCUAAUCAGGGGGAGGUUAUUUUUUUGAGAAAUUCAGGUUUGAACAGCCGACGAAAGUAAGAAUGGUAAAAAAAAACCUUUGUGAUGUACAGGUAUAUAAUCACAGGAGACCGUCGGUGGAUAUUUGAAACAGUAUGUGGCUUACAGAUACGAACGCAUUUUCCAUAAUAAUGAGCUUCUUCUGUAUAAUUACAUCCAGCUGAGCAGAAAGAGCUGUAAAAUAAAUCUCCACAUGGCUGUCUGACAUGACAGGACACAUCGUUCAUAUGUGAAAUGCUUUUUAUUUAAAGAAAAAGUCAGGUCCAUCAGUCUGAGUUAGCCGUAUGACUUUUUAUCGAAUCAGUUAUUAAGCACUAAGGCUAGUGGAAGGCUAAAAAUAUGGAUGCUUCGUCCCAGACCAUCUCUGACUUUCUGGCGCUUGGUUAUGUCAGAGUACUUUACAAUAAAUGAAAAAAUAUAUGGAUAAUGGAGAUUAAUUUUCACACAACGCCUUGCUUGUCAAUCCUCAGCACAGGAUAGAAGCAGUGGCUACUUCACGUCUUCAUGCUUCACGCUCCUCCAUUUUCAGAUUAUUUAUCCAUAACCGCAUGACCUAAAGUGUUCGCUUCCUCUCCUUCCAUUUUUGCAGUUAAUUAGUUGCUAAUUUAAAAAAAUAUGAUAUUUUCCAUCCAUUUACUGUCAGGUUUAAUAUUAAUUCUUAAUAUCCUUAUGUUAUCAUAAAGUAUAAAAUAUAAGUCGUUUGUUUUGAGAAUCUCCAGCACUGAUACUGAAGACUCCUUCCAAAUAUGUGUCUCAAAUAAAUGUCUGUUUAAAGUCAUUUAUUUAAAGUGUUUCUAUAGAAACGAUCAAAUAUUAGAGCGAGUGCUUCCAGCCAAAACUACUGUCAAAGCUGGUGUUAGAGAAAAUAAAGCAACCUUUUGACCAAUCAGAAUUAAGAAUUUAGCAGCACUGCGGACUGGAAAUAAACAAUAAUAAAGCAAGGUGUACAUUUCUGUUGAUAUCAACAUCUUACUUGUAAAAAAGAACAGAGAUGUACUGAGACACAUGCACUAUGUGGCCUAAAGUUUAUGGAUGCACGACCACUCAGCUGUGGUUCCGCCACAAACUGUUUCAAGCAAAGAUAUGUAUAAAAUGUCUUCAUGAGCUGCAGUGUUAUGUUUUAUAAUUUCCCUUCACUGGAACUAAGAGGCUCAAACCUGUUCCAGCAUGACAAUGCACCUGUGCACAAAACACAAACGUGGAAGUGAAAGUGGAAGAGCCUCCUCACUAUCAUCAACAUCAGUGUCUGAUCUCACUAAUGUUCUUGUAGCUGAAUGAUCACAAAUCCCCACAGCCACGCUCCGACAUCUAAUGAAAAGUCUUCCGAGAAGAGAAGCGUAGAGCUUUUAAUAAGCGUAAAUUUGAAAUUAAUCUGGACUGAACAUCGCAACUAUCACAUAUGAGUGUCCAGCUGUCCACAUACUUUUGGCCAUGUAGAGCAUGAGCUUGAAAUUGUCUAAAUGUCUAAUCUGAUCGAGUCCCUGCUGCUUUCCUUUAAUAAGGCUGUGCUGAAUUUAUUUCCUGAUUUUAAUCACGAGCACAUAUUUCGGCUUCAUUAAUUACCUGAUCGCUACAACAUUCGAGGCUUCGGCUAAAAAAAAAACAAAAAACGUUAGAUCAGUUUGUAAUGAUGCUGCUGUGAUAAAUGAUCAGCUCGUUAUUCCCAUAUUUAACUGUUUAUUUAGUGGUGCACUCCUUUAUUCCUUUAUUUAAGUUUAUAUUUAUCUUGAAAUAUGAUAUAUUUUUAUAUUAUUUAGUAUUUAUAUAAUAGAUUAGAAAAAGUGCAAUAAACUGUUAUGUUCCUAAAUAAAGAAAGCACAGUGUUUAUCUGUUUAUGCUACAGUAUAUGGAAAAACAAAUAUUUUACUAAAUGCAAAAAUUCCAACCAAAUGUAAUGAUUUUGGAUUUUACGCAUCAUCCUGCAGUCCUAAUUGGAGAUUAUUGUCUUUCCACACGGAUAUGUCAUUUAAGGAAAGUCUGAUCUUUAACUCAUACUCGUCUUGAUUGAUUGCUUUGCCUUAUUAUUUUUAUUCAAGAAAGAAGAGCGGCAGAAAAGAAAGCGCACUUAACCUCGUUCCCCCUCACACACCUUCUGCAUACUAACUGGUGGGCUUUUUUUGGUUGUUUGUUUUGCUUAGUCCUUUUUUUUUACAUUACAUGAGCACCAUUAAGCUGUCGCAGCUUGUCAGAAUAAAAACAUCCAUCUGUAUGAACAAGUCUUCAUUGCAUGAGAAGAAAGCAGAUACAGGAUUCCAGGAGUGUGAGCUGUGAAUCGCUUGUGUUUCUCAAACCAGAUCAUCCUUCACUAAUAUAAUUAGACCAAACUGGAUUGUGUUUGUUAACUGAUGGAAUAAAAAUAAGUGACUGGGUUUGACUCAGACUCUCGGGCCUGACUGUAUGAUAUAUGAUAAAGUAAAAGUGCAUAAAAGUACGUUUAAUACGGCUUUUAGACGUGUACAUGUAGGCGUGUGCUGAUUUCAUUUCCAUGUCAAUAUCAUCUCUAUUAUCACGAUUAGGGAUGCAUCAGUACUGAGUACUAGUACGUGUUUGUGUUUUUUUUUUACUGAAAUGUACUGAGUUCUGAUUAUUUACCAAUCAGCUGCAUCAGGAAACAUUUUAUUUAGAUAUUAUUAUUAUAAUAAUAACUAAUUAAUGUUAUUGUGUUUAAACGGUUUAACAAAGAACAGCUCUCCUUAGAGCCAAAAUUCAGAUCCAUGUUCAGACAACAGGUAUAAAUAGGGGAAAUAAUCAGGAACAUGAGGAACAUGUGUGUGGAAGCAGGAACAGAAUGAGGAUCAGCCAGGGCAACACAUGUGAGACACAGCAUAAACAACACACGACACAACAUAAACAACACACGAGACACAACACAAACAACAAAUGAGACACAACAUAAACAACAAAUGAGACACAACAUAAACAACACAUGAGACACAACAUAAACAACACACGAGACACAACACAAACAACAAAUGAGACACAACAUAAACAACACAUGAGACACAACAUAAACAACAAAUGAGACACAACAUAAACAACACACAAGACACAGCAUAAACAACACACAAGACACAACAUAAACAACACACGAGACACAACAUAAACAACAAAUGAGACAACACAAACAACAAAUGAGACAACACAAACAACAAAUGAGACACAACAUAAACAACACACGAGACACAACAUAAACAACAAAUGAGACACAACAUAAACAACACACAAGACACAACAUAAACAACACACGAGACACAACAUAAACAACAAAUGAGACACAGCAUAAACAACACACAAGACACAACAUAAACAACACACGAGACACAACAUAAACAACACACGAAAAACAACAUAAACAACAAACGAGACACAAAAUAAAAAACACAUACACAACAUAAUCAACGAAUGAGACACAACAUAAGUAACAUACGAGACACAACACGAGACACAACAUAAACAAUCACGUGAAUUGCAUCUUGACUCAAGAUUGUGUGUUAAAGGCCUUGCUCCUGGAGUUCACUAUAAGCACAAACCCUUCAUCGAGCUGCAAUACACAAUCAAUACACAAUAUACUGUUUAUCUCUGGAACAGGAUACAUUUUUAAAAGUUCAACUAAUAUGAUAUUUACAUUUACAGCAUUUGGCAAACACCCUUAUCCAGAACGACAAAGUUUUUUUUUUUUUUUUGUAUAAUUUUAAACAACUGAUCAAUUAAGUGUUUAGGGCCUUGCUCAGGGGCCCAUUAGUGGCAGCUUGGUGCAGCUGCUGUUCUACCACAUCUCCAUGAUAUAAAACAUGCUGCUAUAGGAAACUAAUCAGCAUCAUCAUUAGCAGUUUUUUUUUUAAAUAUUAAAAAAUCAUCGUUUAUAGUUACAUUUCAUCGUUGCACUAGAAAUUCUAAAAACAAUCCAGAGUUUUGAAUGAACACCCAGGAGCGUUUAUUUAUUUCCAGUUGAACAUGAAUAAUACAUUAUGCUAGGUUUAUGCCGUAGCAUUUGUAGAAGUAGAUGUUAUUGUUUUUUUAAUGAGGAUGUGUAACUGAUCACGGUAUGUGUCUCUGAUUCCAGUCUCAGCAUUCCUGCAUCCCUAAUCACAAUAUUGUAUAAGAAAAUGAUUAUCUGCCAUUAGAGACAGACAUACAGAUGUACAGGAUGCCAUGCCUUCAUAUUUGACUAGUGUGAAAGCAACGUAUUGUAGAAAACAGCUGUUUUAAUGAGACAGCUGUUAUCUCAGGAUAUUACGGCUGUCUGAAUAUGGUGCCUGGUGUUUGGUGGUAUUUUACAGUUUUUAGCAGAACCAUAUCUGUAUUGUGUUUCAUAUCGCAUGUGAUUAUCAGCACGGUCACAUGACGCAGACAGCACUGAACUACAGUGAAUGAGGCUUCAGCAGCCGGAGUUUGAACAAGAAAUAAAUUGGUAAACCAUGACGGGUUGAGGUGAGUCCACAUGACUACUUCAUGAAGCUACUUCAUACAUUUGUAAUUUCUGGAUCGACAUAAACAACCAAUUGAUUUUACUGUCAUCAGUAUGCGUCUCUGACUCCUCCCACUGUUUCCUUAAAAUUCCCAAAUCGGUUGACAGGAAAUCCAUCAUGUAGCUGUUUGUUUGCAGUUUAUGACUAUGAUCCGCACUAACACAGCUCGAAUUAAAGUUGUUUUUUUUUUAAUAUUGAUCUGUGAUGGUCAUGUGACCUUCACAAUCAGUGUGAAUUCCCUCUGAUUGAUGCUAUAUUAAGAAUUCUCGUUUCCUGUCCGAAUCUUUUCUAUAGUGUAUACUGUAAGUACACUGCUGUAUAAAAAAGUGUUUUAUAUUCUUGAUGUCAAACCAGUGAAAGACGUUAUCACUCAGUGUGUGUACCUAGAAGGCUCUUGCCUAUAGUUUAUGCAUCUCAUUUUGACGUUGCACAGAACACUUUUUAAGGGAAACAGACAGAAUUCCAGAGUGUUGCCAAAACAUGUUGAAAAUGACCUUCAACCUGUGUAAUUUACGCGAGUUAGAGUCGGCUUGGUCAUUGUUAUCCAGUUAAACCCUUAACCAGAAUCCUGCUGGAGUUCCCUCUCACUACAAGACACAAUAUAUCUGUGUAUCUCUGUAAAAUGUGGAAUCAUCUCUGGAGAAUAUUUCGGAAAGUAUUUCAAAGGUUCAGCUAACAUCAGCCAGCCAAACACAAUUAAUGGUUGGUAAAAGUAAAAAGUAAAAGGUGGUUUGUCCAAAAACUCAAUAUUAAGUAAGAUAUAAAACCUACUGCUAAAGGACACUAAUCAACACCAGUAUGGGGUGAUGUAACUCCAAGCAAACAUACAAACAACAAUAAUUUUAAUUAAUUAAUUAAUUAUUCUUUUUAUAUAUAUAUUUUGAUGAACAAUUAUUUGCUUUUUUUUUAUUUUACAAAAUCAUACUUUCAUCCAUUUAUAGUUGUGGUACAAAAUUAAGUUAGAGAAACGAAUAAAGCUGUUACUAUAGAAGCAAGAAUGUAUUAGAAAGACUGCAAUACACACUCAAUACACAAUAUACAGUACUGUUUAUCUCUGGAACAGGACACAUUUUUAAAAGUAAUAUUAUAAAGCCAAACACAAAUGAUUAAUAGUGGGCAAACAGCCUGAUCCAGAGCGACACACAUUUUUUAUCUCAUUUUAUACAACUGAGCAAUUGAGGGUUAAGGGCCUUGCUCAGGGGCCCAGUAGUGGCAGGUUGAUAGAUUUUGGAAUUAUUAUUAUUAUUAUUAUUUUAUUUUAUUUUUUUGUGAACAAUUUUUUUUUCAUACUUUUAUCCAUUUAUAGACACCUUUCAAAUAUAUUGCACAAAAUGAAGUUAUAGAAAGGAGUUAUAGAUACUAAAGGUAUUACUUACCUUAUGUAAGUUAUAGAUACUAAAGGUAUUACUUACCUUAUGUAAGUUAUAGAUACUAAAGGUAUUACUAUAAACUAGACUAGUAUAACUAGAAAUUAUAAUGUAUUUGAAAGUCUGCAUUAAUAUCAAUUUUAUUUUCAUGUCACAGCACAGUUCAGAGUGUAUUAUCCCACUUACACCACAGCAAUUUGCCAGUGAUUCGAUAGUUUUAUUCAUUAAUGCGCAAACCAUCACACAUUUUAAUGAUUUAGAGUUCGAUUAAAUGUUAUGGAACAUCUGAGAGACAAGUUCAUGUACUUACUUAUUUUAUAUCUACGAUAAAAAAUAGUUAUUCUCCCAGCAUUCUGUAUCUCUCUCUCUCUCUCUCUCUCUCUCUCUCUCUCUCUCUCUCUCUCUCUCUCUCUCUCUCUCUCCCCCCCAUCCUCUCUCUCUGUCAAAUAAAAUGCAGCCACAGUGCUUACAACCGAGACUCUUUAAACACAUGUUAAAUAAAUGGAACGAAAAUCAUCACCACAGCAACUGUUAUGUUUUAUUUUUGCUAAACGUUUUUUUUUAAUCAGUUCAUUUUUCACCUCAGAUUGUGUGAAGCAUCUGCCUUACAAGUCCCUGUGUAUGAGGCUGUAACUAUAGAAACAAAAUUUUAAUAUCAAGCUGCCUGAGCUGUUAUACAUAAAAACAUGCAAACCUUUUGACCAAUCAGAUUCGAGCAUUCACCAACACUGUGACCUUGUGAAGAACUUUAAAGUCUUGAUUUUUUUUUCACAAAAAAGUUUUAAAGCACAAAAAAAACGUUCUUUUAAGUGAUGAACGCUUGCAAUACGGCUACAUGAACCAACAGAUUAAAGAGGAGCAGCAGGCGCACACUGAUGACAUCGCUGUCUUUGGUGAAAAGAAAUCUCGGCUCAUGUCCACCAUACAAUGUGUGCAAUGCUCUUCUAAGCUUGUUUUUAUGUCACUCUUAAUUUUAUUUUGUUUUCCAUUCACCCAAGAGACUCGGAUCAGCGCCUAAGCUGAACAAAUCAUUUCACUUCCUUUAAUGAUUGCGUAAAUUAUUUGUGUUUUAUAGUGUGCAAUCUAUCGUGGGGCCUUAAUUUUGUUUUGCUCUCCGGCUUUGUUUCUCUCUUCUAUGUCACACUUUCAGGACGGGGCCUGACUGCCAUACGAUUUCCAGAAGAACAAACAUGUUUUCUUUAAUAUGUGCUGCUUUAAACAUUGCGGUCAGGAGGGGAGACAGACUCGAAAAUGUGUCUGAAAUAUUUGUCAAAGUCUCAAUAAAAAGAAAAUGUCAUGUUGAUAAAGUGUUA